Molecule: messenger RNA, 1129 nt
Organism: Agelaius phoeniceus (red-winged blackbird)
Lineage: Eukaryota; Metazoa; Chordata; Aves; Passeriformes; Icteridae
Product: potassium channel, subfamily K, member 16-like
Biological process (GO): potassium ion transmembrane transport; stabilization of membrane potential
Cellular component (GO): plasma membrane
Molecular function (GO): outward rectifier potassium channel activity; potassium ion leak channel activity
Source: RefSeq, a predicted model, not a curated record
AUGUGCAGUGGCAGGCUGCAGACAGCUCUGCUGGUGGCUGGCUACUUUGUCUACCUGCUGGUGGGUGCUGCCGUGUUCCAGGCCCUGGAGAGGACUGCUGAGAAGCAGGAGAAAAUGGCAGCUGCCCAGAUGAAGGAGGCUUUUCUGCAGAACUUCACGCAGCUCACGGUGGCAGAGAUGGAGCAGUUCAUGAAGAACCUGAUUGAAGCCAUUCAAAAUGGAGUGUACCCUGUUGGAAAUGAGUCACAGUUUGAAGAGAGCAACUGGGAUUUCAGCAACUCCUUCUUCUUUGCAGGCACAGUUGUCUCCACAAUAGGCUAUGGCACAUUACAUCCUAAAACUGCUGGGGGACAGAUCUUUUGUGUGUUUUUUGCUCUUUUUGGAAUCCCUCUGAACAUUGUUUUUCUGCACCGUGUUGGUAAGAUGCUCUCACUGCUCUGUAAAAAGCUGGGGAAGUUCCUGUAUGAGAAAGGAAUGAGAAAGAAGAAGAUCAAAUUUCUGACCCUUUUGUUCUUCCUGGCAACGGGGAUCCUGGUUUUUCUGUGCUUGCCAUCAGUGUUCUUCCAGAUAACAGAGGGCUGGUCCUACAGUGAAGGAAUUUACUUUGCAUUUAUCACCCUCAGCACCAUUGGCUUUGGAGAUUAUGUUGUAGGCAAACAGUCUGACAGGAAAUACUUUUCCUACUAUCGAGUGCUUGUGGCCAUUUGGAUUCUUUUUGGCCUUGCCUGGAUUGCUCUGCUGUUUAAUUUAUUGACAACAGUACUAGAAGAUACUGAAAAAAUAAUUGUCAAGGAUCUCCAGCAAAUUGGAAAGGUGAGUAAGGACAAUGUAGGAAGCCAGCAAAGAAGAUGCUGGCCUGUUCAAUUUAUUCCAGAAGAAGAACCACUACCACCACAUGCUGGAGGGGAUGCAGUGAAAAUGGAGUCAUUAACAGCAGAUUCUGAACACACAAAAAAUGAAAAAAAGUGUUUUCUAAUAGCAAAACUAUUGCCGUAACGUGUUGAGAAUUGAAUUCUUCAUUGGAGAAUUGCUAGUUAAUUAUUCUAAAGAAAUUACCAUAGAAAUAAAAUUUCUCCUGCCUUUUGCUGAGAUAUGACAUUUUAGAACUCAAGACUUACAGUUACACAAA